AGAAUCUCUCUCUCUCUCUCAUAUUUCUCUCUUUCUUUCUCUUAUCUAUUGGGUGGUGGCUUGUUGUUUGCUCUAAUCAUUCAAGCUUCUUCUGGCAUUCCAUGUGCAUCAAUCACCAGCCCCCCACUUCCUUUUAAUUCCCUCUCUUACUUACUCUUCUCCUUCUUUUAUAUAUAUAUAUAUAUAUAUAUAAACCCCUCCCUCUUCCUCUGUCUCUCUCUGAGAAAUUAAACCCCAAACACAGUUUCUUCUUGUAAAACCUCUUAACAAGAAAAUAUGAGCGCCACAGGGAGCCCUGCUCCUCCUUGCAGCAGAUCCUGGUCGAUAAGUGAGGAUUCGUUGAGGAGGUACGUGCAUUUUGCCAGUGAGAGCUGCAUACAAGAGCUGUUGUCGGCUUCUGCGUCGGAUUCCGACAGAGGAAUUGGAGGCGGCGGCGACGGGUGGAAGGUUCAGGGAGUUGAGAACGGCGUAGAGAUAUCGAAGCGGCGGUCGGGGUCCCUUCAUACCUUCCGCAGCCGGUGGCUCCUCCGAUCUCUCUCACCUCAGCAAUUCAUCACGGUCGCUAACGCCAUUGAUGCUGCUAAGCAAUGGGACUCAGAUCUGGUAGAAGCAAGAUACAUAAAAGACCUGGAAGACAAUCUGAGCAUAAUCCGUUUGAGAUUUGGAGAUAACUCAAAGCCUCUCUUUCGCAAUAGAGAAUUCAUUGUGUAUGAGCGUCGUGAAACCAUGGAAGAUGGCACCUUGGUAGUGGCAGUGGCAUCACUACCAAAGGAGAUAGCAGCAGGGCUGCAUCCAAAGCAAAGCAAUGCAAUUAGAGGAUUACUAUUGCAGUCAGGAUGGGUUGUGGAGAAGCUUGAAGAUGAUUCUUGUGUUGUCACUUAUGUUGUUCAGUUGGAUCCAGCAGGAUGGCUGCCCAAGUGCUUUGUGAAUCGACUCAACACAAAACUGGUUAUGAUCAUUGAAAACCUUAGGAAAUUAGCCCAAGCUUCUCCAACUCAUCAUGCCCAAAUAUGAUAAAUAUUUCUUUGUAUAAAGUUAAAUCAAUAUCAAUAUUAAUAUAAAAUAUAAAAAUUAUAAGAUGUUUGUACUAUCCAUGGGUUAUGAAUAGUGCAUUUUCUUUC
Neltuma alba is the source of this 1121-nucleotide messenger RNA. Its product is annotated as START domain-containing protein 10-like. Bases 277 to 1014 code for a protein of 245 amino acids. Gene Ontology annotation, molecular function: lipid binding. NCBI's taxonomy places the organism in Eukaryota, Viridiplantae, Streptophyta, Magnoliopsida, Fabales, Fabaceae. The record is from RefSeq and is a predicted model, not a curated record. The transcript is spliced from 5 exons.